Macrosiphum euphorbiae (potato aphid) is the source of this 447-nucleotide messenger RNA. The record is from the annotation of a GenBank genome assembly. NCBI's taxonomy places the organism in Eukaryota, Metazoa, Arthropoda, Insecta, Hemiptera, Aphididae.
AUGAUUUCAUUUGAAGUCGAUGAAGUUUUGUUCAGAACGUACGUGUUUUACACGGCCAUAUUAGUGCUGAAAGUACUCGCAAUGGCCCCACUGACGGCCAAACAACGUUUCGCGAAAAUGGUAUUUGCUAACCCUGAAGAUGCAAAAAUGAAUCCAAAAUCUAAAGUGAAGUAUGAUGAUGCUGAUAUUGAAAGAGUCAGAAGGGCUCAUCUCAAUGAUUUAGAAAAUAUUCCACUAUUUAUUAUUGUAUGUUUUGGAUACUUAUUAACGAUUCCAAAUGUAUAUAUUGCUACCAAUUUAAUAAGAUUAUUUGUAGCAAGUAGAAUAAUUCAUACAAUAGUUUAUGCUGUGGUUGUUUUACCACAACCGGCUAGAGGUUUAUCAUGGUUUGCUGGAUUCGCAACAACCUUGUAUAUGGCUGUUCAAGUUAUUUUAAGUUUUGUUUAA